UCUAAAUGGAGCAGACAAGUGAAAGAAAAAUUUAAAACAACUCCAUUUUAGAUACCAUUACAAUUCUGAGCGAGAACCCCUCCCGAGAAGAAGAGAAAAAAACUUCGUCAAACCAACCAAUCUGAAGGAGACGAGUUACCCUCCACCCCUAGGCAAUCGAGAAGGGCGGGAGAAGUCCCUCACCCCACCCCCAUCCCACCAAGACUUCCUGCUUCCCCGGCUGCACAGUAUACACUAGCCGAUCCCCCUAAGUUUUCCUUCCCGCGCACCGUAGGAAUUAGCCAAUCCCCUUAAGCUUCCCUUCCCGCCGUCCCUGCUAGACAGGAUAAAAGAGACUCGCCACUUUCUCUCGGGGCUCCUUCACCAUUGUGUGAAGAGGGUCCCUGCUCCAGCUUGUAAUACAGUUCCUCACUGCUUUUGCAUCCAUGCGCGGCUCCUGUCGUGUUUGGAGGAAUUCCGCAAUCCGGGUACAAUAGAGCACCAGGAUGUGAUUAGCAUUAUCAGCAGUUGCAGGUUAAACAGCUGCAUGGAUGACUUUGAAUGUAUUUUCUCAAGAUGCAGAUGUGAGUUUGGGAUGUAACAUCCCCAGAGAAGACGCAGAGCAGGAGGAAGAAGAGGAGGAAAUGGCAGCUUCUCAGGGGCUGCUGACAUUCCAGGAUGUGACCAUAGAUUUCACGCAAGAGGAGUGGGAAUGCCUGGACCUCGGUCAGCGGGAAUUGUACAGGGACGUGAUGUUAGAGAACUACGGGAAUCUGGCCUGCUUGGGUCUUGUGGUCUCUAAGCCGGACCUGGUCACAUUUCUGGAGCAAAUGAAGGAUCCCUGGGAUGUAAGGAGAAUGGAGAUAGCCAUACACCCAGCUGUGUCUUCUCACGACACCCAGGGUUUGAGGACCCAAAAGCCAGGCUUAGAAGAUUUACUCCCAACAGCAAAGCUAGGAAUAUAUGAAAGAUUUCACCUUGCAAAUUUACAUUUAACCAACGACUGGGAAUCUAUGAGGGCAUAUAAAGAGCGGAGAGCAUGUUAUGAUGGACACAACCAAGUUGGUUCUGUUUCCCAUAAAGUAAACAUUCCCAUCAAAAGAAAUCAAGGAUGUGAAUUAAAUAAGGAAAAACCAAUUGCAGAUGACGAAUUUCAAUCAUUAACAUUUGCAGAUAAGUCAAAUUCAUACUAG
Molecule: messenger RNA, 1172 nt
Organism: Cervus elaphus (red deer)
Lineage: Eukaryota; Metazoa; Chordata; Mammalia; Artiodactyla; Cervidae
Product: putative protein ZNF720
Exons: 7
Coding region: 531-1172 (213 amino acids)
Biological process (GO): regulation of DNA-templated transcription
Source: RefSeq, a predicted model, not a curated record